AUGAGGUGGUGGCAACACAGGGGCGUUUGGAUGAUUAUGACGAUAACCACCAUUUCUUUUGUUCAAGCUGAAGAUCCCAAACGUUUUUUUGACUGGAGAGUCACUUACGGCAAGAUUUCUCCACUUGGUCAUUCUCAAAGGGUAAUCCUAAUAAACGGUCAAUUUCCUGGACCGGAGAUUCACUCUGUCACUAAUGACAAUUUGAUCAUCAAUGUACACAAUGAUCUCGACGAGCCCUUUCUUUUGUCUUGGAACGGUGUGCAACAAAGGAAGAAUUCUUACCAAGAUGGAGUGUAUGGGACGACUUGUCCAAUCCCACCUGGCAGGAAUUACACUUAUGCUCUCCAUGUCAAAAACCAGAUAGGUAGUUUCUUCUACUUCCCUUCCCUCGCCGUUCAAAAAGCCGCUGGUGGUUUUGGCGCCCUCCGAAUCUUCAGCCGCCCUCAUAUUCCCGUCCCUUUCCCUCAACCUGCCGGAGACUUCACCUUCCUCAUAGGCGAUUGGUACUCUCAGGAUGACCACAAGACUUUGAAGGCACUUUUGGAUAGAGGACGCAAAAUACCUUUGCCUGAUGUGGUUUUGCUCAAUGGCCAUGGACUCACCUUUUCUACUUCUUUCACCGUCCACAAAGGAAAAACGUACAGAUUCAGAAUAUCGAAUGUGGGUCUUCAACACUCCCUGAACUUCGAAAUAUUAGGCCAUAUGUUGAAGCUCGUUGAGGUUGAGGGAACCCACACGGUUCAGUCCAUGUACACAUCAAUAGACAUUCACGUUGGCCAGUCUUACUCUGUCCUGGUCACCAUGGACCAGCCUCCACAAAACUAUUCCAUUGUUAUCUCCACGAGAUUUACCGAAACACAAUACAAUGUCGGAUCCACUCUCCACUACUCCAACUCUAAAGGGUCUACUUUUGUACCUAGUAGACAACCUUCCGAUGAACUAGACUUUUCUAUCAAACAAGCCCGGUCCAUUAAGACAAACUUGACUGCGUCCGGACCAAGGCCUAACCCUCAGGGCUCGUACCAUUACAGUCGAAUCAAGAUUUCUAGGACUUUGAUACUUGAAAGCUCAGCAGAUUUUGUGAAUAAGAAGCAACGGUACGCCAUAAAUGGCAUUUCGUUCGUUCCUGCGGAUACUCCGCUGAAGCUAGCAGACUACUUUAAGAUCAAAGGCGUUUUUAACGUGGGAAGCAUCCCUGACAUGCCCAGCAGAGGAGGUAUGAGGCUGGACACGGCAGUUAUGGGAGCACACCACAAGGCCUUUCUUGAGGUCGUCUUUCAAAACCCCGAGAAUACCGUCCAGAGUUACCACCUCGAUGGUUACAACUUCUGGGUUGUCGGGUGA
Messenger RNA from Eutrema salsugineum, 1344 nucleotides. Its product is annotated as L-ascorbate oxidase homolog. Bases 1 to 1344 code for a protein of 447 amino acids. The record is from RefSeq and is a predicted model, not a curated record. Gene Ontology annotation, molecular function: oxidoreductase activity; copper ion binding. The transcript is spliced from 5 exons. Lineage: Eukaryota; Viridiplantae; Streptophyta; Magnoliopsida; Brassicales; Brassicaceae.